UUCUAUUGCUUGUCACUCCUGAAGCACAGAUCAUUAAACAUUCUGCAGAUGUGGAUGCAGUGACUCCCCAGGUUUAGAAUAGGGCUCAGACCAUCAUGAAGGCUCGUUUGAAAGGGGCCCAGACAGGUCGCAACCUCUUAAAGAAAAAAUCUGAUGCUCUGACUCUUCGAUUCCGACAGAUACUAAAGAAAAUCAUUGAGACUAAGAUGUUAAUGGGUGAGGUGAUGAGAGAAGCUGCAUUCUCACUUGCUGAGGCAAAAUUUACGGCUGGAGACUUCAGUACCACUGUGAUCCAGAACGUGAACAAAGCUCAAGUCAAGAUCAGAGCUAAGAAAGACAACGUAGCAGGUGUAACCUUACCAGUGUUUGAACAUUACCAAGAAGGAGGGGACAGUUAUGAGUUGACUGGAUUAGCUAGAGGUGGGGAGCAGCUCGCAAAACUGAAGAGGAACUAUGCCAAAGCAGUGGAGCUGCUUGUAGAACUGGCCUCGCUCCAGACUUCAUUUGUUACGCUGGAUGAAGCUAUUAAGAUAACAAACCGGCGUGUGAAUGCUAUUGAACAUGUGAUUAUUCCCAGGAUUGAGCGCACGCUGUCCUACAUCAUCACGGAGCUGGAUGAGAGAGAGCGAGAGGAGUUUUACAGGUUAAAGAAGAUCCAGGAGAAGAAAAAAAUAUUGAAAGAGAAGAGUGAGAAAGAGCAGGCCUUACGGAAAGCUGCUGGGGUGGAACAUGAACCUGCCAAUCUGUUAGCAGAAGAGAAGGAUGAAGACCUCCUCUUUGAGUAGCUCUGUUGGAGGGGGAGACCUAGAUGGCAGUGUGUUAACUGAUGUAAUUCUGGACAUGCUUUCUGGAUAUUUGGUGUAUUAGCCUGUGAGCUCCAUUGGUUGUGUUUUUUCCCAAGAUGUGAACUCGGAGCAUUUUUUGGUGGGGCAUGGAAGCAGAAAAAGGAGCCUAAUAGGAGUCUGGUCUCUUUGGCAGUAGGAAGAACCUCUCCCUUACACCAAUCUACCACCAGCUGUUUGCUUUUUAAUGGCUACUGAAUCUGUACUGCUGUUGAUUAAGGAUGUAUUUAUAGCAAUCAUACCCCCCCUUUCUCCCCUUCCUACCUUUUAAAACAGUGGGAAAAAACCUAUGUGCAUGUUAACAGGUGUUGCUACAAUUAACUUGCAAACUAAUGAUAGAAAAGCUGGAUUGUUCAGGCUAACCUUGUUGCAGAAAUCCACACACUUGUAAACACUUGCCUGGAAGACAUCUUCCAUGUUGUGUAACUGAGAAAAUUAAUGUCUGUGCUGUAUGAUAGUAAAAUAAUUAAAUGUUCACUCUAAGUAGGAGACAAUGUUGCUACUUUCCUGAAGUAAACCUGGAAACCGUGGCACAGCAGGUUCCAUAACAGGGCAAGUUUUGCCCUUGUACCUUAAUCCUGAACCAGAGGGGACCACUUCUCUCAUGAGGUGAUUAUAGAGGAGGAGAAGUGCUAUGGAUCACAUUCUAGUGUAACCCUGACUGAAAUGGCAAAACCACUUUCUAUAGGCCACUGAGCAAUUUUAUAUAGGAUUUUUAAAGUCCCUGUUGUGCUAAGUAUAGGUAGAUAAGGCAAAAACAAUCAAUAGGUCAUUCCUAUUAUUCUUCUGCUGUUGAGGGGUCAAACACAGCAGUACAAGAGCAAUAUUUUACAUUAUCUUACAUUUUGGAUUGCAUGAGUUUGCAACCUGACUGUAGGUAGGAGCAGGACUGUAUUCAGUCUUCUCCAAUGUGUGGUACUGUACAGGAUUACAGCUAGAGCUCUGGGGAGUUGGAACCUCAAGCCUGGGGGGGGGGGGGUGUGUGGCUGCUGCUGGGCUUCAGUUCCCACUUGACUAUGAGCACAGCCCUAAUUUGCAAUCUUUCCUAUCAGCUACAUGCAUGCCCCUGAGCUGUGCCCACACAGUUAAGACACUUGUGUUACUUGGUUUGAGCUUAAGAGGCACUUAGUGCUUUUAAAAACAUUACAGAAGAAUGGAACUCUUCAAUUGAAAUACUAAAGCAUUUACAUUCAAGGCCAAAGCAGCCUUUGCUUAUAUGCUUGCUGAGCAAUGGCAGAAGAGAUUUCAAGAGUAGCUAUGUCAGAUAAAAAUUGUGAUUUAUUUUGUCUAAAUAUUUUACAUUUUUUUUUUUACAUAGUGUGCAGUUCAUGAGAUCUCCAAAUACAGAGUGCGGAUACAUGAUACAGAAGUACAAGUUGGGGCUAACCACAGGUCACAGUAAAGUUCUUAAUUGUCAAGUCCACAUAUUAUAUUAUACACCUAUUCAUAA
Messenger RNA from Gopherus evgoodei (Goodes thornscrub tortoise), 2292 nucleotides. RefSeq names its product ATPase H+ transporting V1 subunit D (gene ATP6V1D). The record is from RefSeq and is a predicted model, not a curated record. Gene Ontology annotation, molecular function: proton-transporting ATPase activity, rotational mechanism. Lineage: Eukaryota; Metazoa; Chordata; Testudines; Testudinidae. The coding region runs from base 96 to 785 and encodes 229 amino acids. The transcript has 9 exons. Gene Ontology annotation, cellular component: proton-transporting V-type ATPase complex.